AUGGUAGAUCCUAUUUCGUUGAUAGCUAGGUUCGAGCACUUGCCUGGGCGACCCAAGUCUGAUCAAGCUAGACCCUUACUUGAGAAGAUCGCAAGUCAGGUGAAACCAAUAAUGAAGAAACGAGGAUGGAAAGUAGGAACUCUAGCUGAGUUUCUACCUUCCAACCCAUCUUUACUUGGUCUCAACGUAAAUGCCGGUCAAAGGAUAAAUCUUCGAUUGAGACCACCAGGAAAUGAAAAUACUUUUUACGAGUAUGAUCAAUUGGUUUUGGUCAUGUUGCAUGAGCUCACUCACAACGUACAUGGCCCACAUGAUGCGAAAUUCUAUAAACUCCUUGAAGAACUUGAAGAAGAGUAUUACGAGUUGAAGAGGAAAGGAUAUUCAGGCGAAGGAUUUCACGGUCAAGGUAAUCACCUAUCUGGACUACGCGUACCCGAACAUAUAGGACGACAGAAAGGUCUAGAAGCAGCUGAGAAAAGGAUGAACGUACAGAAAGUGAUAGGUAGAGGUGGAGUGUUGGGUGGGAGCAGGAAUACAACAGGAAAGAGUAUGAAAGAGUUAAUCAUUGAGGCCGCUGAAAGGAGAUCGAGAGAUGAUAAAUCCUGUGCGGUGGGACAUGGACAGGAAGCUGAGGAUGAAAGUAGAAAAGCCCAAAAAGAAAGUAUAGGUGUUGAUGCGGUGGAUCUGCAGAAAGGCUUAGAAAUGGAUUCAGAAGGUGAAAUCAGCUCGAGGGGAAGGGAGACGGACACUAGUGAAGCAAAGGUGAUUGAUUUGACUGGGGAUAGUGAUGACGAGGUGAAGUCGGAUGAAAAGCCAAAUAAAAUACCCAAGACGACUGAACGACAAAGAACUACCUCUUCCAGCCAGAUACGGUCUACCACCAUGAAUAACAACCUGAAUAAGCUAUUAUCGCCUGCAGGUCCCUCUACCGUCUCUCGACCUUCGUCAUCAACCAACAACACGCCAAAGCAAGUGGCAGUCACCAGAGCCCAAGAAUGGACCUGCGAGACAUGUACACUCAUCAAUCCUCCCUCUUCAACGAAAUGCGAGGCUUGUCUUACACCCAAACCGGCUACUACACCAGUACAAGUAGAAGGGAUAAAGACGGAUCAAGGAUGGUAUUGUACCUUCUGUACGUCUGGUCCUAAUGACAUGGAGAGAUGGAGUUGUGGGGUAUGUGGGGAGGUUAGGAAAUGGGGUUAG
Kwoniella botswanensis is the source of this 1203-nucleotide messenger RNA. RefSeq lists its product as uncharacterized. Gene Ontology annotation, molecular function: metallopeptidase activity. Gene Ontology annotation, cellular component: nucleus. Gene Ontology annotation, biological process: DNA repair. NCBI's taxonomy places the organism in Eukaryota, Fungi, Basidiomycota, Tremellomycetes, Tremellales, Cryptococcaceae. The transcript is spliced from 6 exons. The coding region runs from base 1 to 1203 and encodes 400 amino acids. The record is from RefSeq and is a predicted model, not a curated record.